AUGGCUAAACUCACCAAGAAGGUCAGCACCGUCAGCAAGUACAGGACCCGCUAUGGUGCCUCCCUCUGGAAAAUGGUGAAGAAAAUUGAAAUCAGCCAGCACACCAACUACACUUGCUCUUUCUGUAGCAAGACCAAGAUGAAGAGACAAGCCGUCAGCAUCUGGCACUGUGGUUCCUGCAUGAAAACAGUGGCUAGCAGGGCCUGGACCUACAACACCACCUCUGUAGUCACAGUGAAUUCUGCCAUCAGAAGACUGCAGGAACUGAAAGACCAGUAG
This is a messenger RNA of Mus caroli (Ryukyu mouse), 279 nucleotides long. NCBI's taxonomy places the organism in Eukaryota, Metazoa, Chordata, Mammalia, Rodentia, Muridae. The record is from RefSeq and is a predicted model, not a curated record.